Messenger RNA from Manduca sexta (tobacco hornworm), 1205 nucleotides. Its product is annotated as cuticle protein 19.8. Lineage: Eukaryota; Metazoa; Arthropoda; Insecta; Lepidoptera; Sphingidae. The record is from RefSeq and is a predicted model, not a curated record. Gene Ontology annotation, cellular component: extracellular matrix. Bases 105 to 1094 code for a protein of 329 amino acids. The transcript has 5 exons.
CACAUAUUUUUCGCCCCACCAGUGAGUGCGACACAAUCUAUAAAAACAUACACCCGGACAAUUGACAUCAAUCUACACCCAACCGUUCCAAAGCACAAUCAAAAAUGUUCAGCAAAAUCGUAGCUAUCGGCGCUCUCCUGGCUGCUGCCAACGCUGGGCUCUUAGGCCAUGGACAAGCCGUCUCUUCCCAAAGCAUCGUCCGCCACGAUGAGGCCGUGGUACACGCCGCUCCUGUAGCGCAUUACGCCGCUCCCGUUGCCCACUACGCCGCUCCCGUUGCCCACUACGCCGCCCCUGUCGCCCACUACGCUGCCCCCGUCGCCCACUACGCUGCCCCUGCAGCCCACUACGAUGGUCAUGAUGAAUACGCACACCCUAAAUACGACUUCUCCUACUCCGUGGCUGACCCCCACACCGGCGACCACAAGUCCCAGCACGAGAGCCGCGACGGAGACGCCGUGCACGGCUCCUACUCCCUGGUGCAGCCCGACGGCUCCGUGCGCAAAGUCGAUUACUCCGCUGAUGCCCACAACGGAUUCAACGCUGUCGUACACAACUCCGCCCCGGCCGCACACCCCGCCCCCGCUGUACACGUUUCUCCCGCCGUGCACGCCAUCCCCGUUGUACACGCCGCCCCCGUUGUCCACGCCGCCCCCGUUGUCCACGCUGCUCCCGCUCAUGCUGUCUCUUCCCAAAGCAUCGUCCGCCAUGAUGAGACCGUUGUACACGCCGCCCCUGUAGCGCACUACGCCGCUCCCGUCGCCCACUACGCCGUACCCGUAGCUCACUACGCCGCACCCGUAGCACAUUACGCCGCUCCUGCUGCUUACUACAAUGGCCACGAUGAAUACGCUCAUCCCAAAUACGACUUCUCUUACUCCGUGGCCGACCCCCACACCGGCGACCACAAGUCCCAGCACGAGAGCCGCGACGGAGACGCCGUGCACGGCUCCUACUCCCUGGUGCAGCCCGACGGCUCCGUGCGCAAGGUCGACUACUCCGCUGAUGCCCACAAUGGUUUCAACGCCGUCGUGCACAACUCCGCCCCGGCCGUGCACCCUGCUGCCCCUGCUCAUGGAUACCAUCAUUACUAAACAAUUAUAACUAGUCAAUCUGCCAUCGCCAAAUACUCGUGAUAAAAUGUUUACUUAAUUUUAUUGCCAUGCAUAUUGUAUGAAAACUGAAUAAACCAUUGAACAAAAAUA